Messenger RNA from Danio rerio (zebrafish), 2774 nucleotides. RefSeq names its product TBC1 domain family, member 16 (gene tbc1d16). The record is from RefSeq and is marked validated. NCBI's taxonomy places the organism in Eukaryota, Metazoa, Chordata, Actinopteri, Cypriniformes, Danionidae.
UCAUUCACCGGAGCCUCGAUCUUUAACGUACGAGUAGGUCGCGCCGCUUCGGAUAUGGACGAGUAGCGACGGCUGUUCUCGUUUUUGGCACUGAAGGAUGGGAGCAGUGAGCGGUCACUGGAGGAGAUGUCAUUCGGUCGACUCCUGCGACGUGCAUCCUCCAAAGCCUCUGACUUUUUGACGUUUAACGUGGGCACAGGGGGUUCCCGGAGCGUGCUGGAUGGAGAGAUCAUCUUCUCCAAGAACAAUGUGUGUGUGCAUCCUGCCGAACCCCUGCCUGGACUGCCUGAACAUCACCCAGGUUAUCUGUGCGUGCACCUGGAGAAAGACGAGACCCUUGGCUCCACACUUAUCCUCACCUGGGUGCCUAACUCUCGCAUCCAGCGGCAAGACGAGGAGGCCCUACGCUACAUCACGCCUGAAAGCUCGCCCGUCCGCAGAAAUCCCCGCCGCCGAGCCCACCGGAGCCACUCUCGCCCGCCAGCCGCCCCUGAGGAGGAAGAGGCUGCUGAUGAAGAGGGCCAGGAGCCGCAGAACCAGGCGCUGCUGGAAGAAGGAGACGAAGGCUCAUGUGAGCUCUCUGCAGAUGAGGUGAGCCGGGACAGCACCAUUGGCUCCGAUUCGGACACCUUCUCUUCACCGUUCUGCCUAUCGCCGGUCAGCGAGGCUCUGGGCGAAAGCAGCAGCUCCGUCUUCCUGGACAAUGAGAGCAGGGAAUGCGAUGAACCAAUGGCUCACUCUGCAAGCUCUGCCUCCAGCCUGGACAGCCACGCCCCUUCAGAAAGCAGUCAUUCACAGGGAGUCCGCUGGGAGGAGCAGCAGAAUGUCAUGGCAUUAGAGCACCUGUGUGGCGUGUUCAGAGUUGACCUGGGUCACAUGAGGUCACUCCGGCUCUUUUUCAGUGAUGAGGCCUGCACCUGUGGGCAGCUGGUCAUCGCCAGCAGAGAGAGCCAGUACAAGAUCCUUCACUUCCACCACGCAGGCCUGGAUAAACUGGCUGAGGUGUUUCAGCAGUGGAAAUGCUGCAGGGAGACUCAGCUCAAAGACCAGGUGUCAGAUGAGAAGUCCUGUAUGCAGUUUUCCAUCCGUCGACCCACACUACCGUCUGCCGAGAUGCACCCCGAGGAGCGUCUGUACCGCCGGCUGGACGUCAGCUCUUGGCUCCGGCAUCUGAACAACAGCGGCCAGGUGCUGGAGGAGUACAAGCUUAGAAAGGCAAUCUUCUUCGGAGGCAUCGAUCCGUCCAUCCGUGGUGAAGUCUGGCCGUUUCUCCUUCACUACUACAGCUAUGAUUCCACAUCUGAGGAGCGCGAGGCCUGGAGACUGCAGAAACGCGGGGAGUACCAGGACAUCCAGCAGAGGAGGUUGUCCAUGAGUCCAGAAGAGCACAGUGAGUUCUGGAGGAAGGUCCAGUUCACGGUGGAUAAAGAUGUUGUCAGGACGGACCGAAGCAACAUGUUUUUUAGAGGAGAAAACAACCCCAAUGUAGAAAUCAUGAGGCGUAUCCUGUUGAACUAUGCGGUGUUUAACCCAGACAUGGGCUACUGUCAGGGCAUGUCCGACCUGGUGGCUCCUCUGCUGACUGAGAUCCAGGACGAGAGCGACACGUUCUGGUGUUUCGUGGGUCUGAUGGAGAACACCAUCUUCAUCAGCUCUCCGAGAGACGAGGAUAUGGAGAGACAGCUGAUGUACCUGCGGGAGCUCCUGCGGCUCAUGCUGCCCCGGUUUCACCAGCAUCUGACCCGGCUGGGUGAGGAUGGCCUUCAGCUGCUGUUCUGCCACCGCUGGGUCUUGCUGUGCUUCAAACGAGAGUUUCCGGACGCUGAAGCUCUGCGCAUGUGGGAAGCCUGCUGGGCACACUAUCAGACGGACUACUUUCACCUGUUCCUGUGCGUUGCCAUCAUUGUGCUGUACGGCGAUGAUGUCACAGAGCAGCAGCUUGCCACAGAUCAAAUGCUGCUGCACUUCAGUAACCUCUCCAUGCACAUGAAUGGAGAGCUGGUGCUGAGGAAGGCACGUAGUCUUCUGUAUCAAUUCCGCCUUCUUCCCAGAAUCCCCUGCAGCUUACAUGACCUGUGUAAACUCUGCGGACCUGGAAUGUGGGACAGCCGCUACAUCCCUGCCAUAGAAUGUUCCGGGGAGCAUCCAGACUCUCAGAGCUGCCCCUAUGGAGGCACUGCCACCCCCGAAAGCCCGCCCUUACCCAGCCCCAACCAGCCCAUCGAGGGCAAGCGGGGCUCCAAGAAACGGGACAUUUUCACCUUCCGCAAGCACUCCUGACUCGAGCACCGGUUCCCAUGAGGCUUAGCGUCUGAGCAGAGCGCUGGAAUUUCAGGUCUCCAUUGUGCUGUAUGUAUGAAACACUGCCUUGCGCACAAAUGCAUUCUGGGGUACCGAUGUUUCAUCAACUACAAUCAUCCAACAAUCAGGAGCCAGUCUUCACUUGUCUUUUAUGAAGUCACAUCUAGCAGACCGACACCUCAGAAUAUUUUGGCUUAUUUUUUUAACAUAUAUAUCUACUAUGUAUGCAUGUGUUGAUGUUUGUGUGUGUGUGGUUUAGUUACCACAGUCAGAGGAUGUUGUUUUUUUUUUUUUUUCUGUUUGAGUUGGUUCCUAUUCUGUGCAAUCCUCAAGUAUGAAGCAAACCGUCUGCCAAAAUGAAGUGGGAUGUUAUUAUCGGUAGAUAAUCUGAUAUCACGAUUGUUUUAUGAUCAUCUAUGCCUUUCAUAUUCUCACAAUAAAUAUGAUGAUGAUGAUAUAGAUGUACUGCAAAA